AUGAGAAUCUCAUUUGUGGGGGAGACAGUGAGAGACAACGCCAAGAACUUUUCAUACAAUGGAUCGAUUUUCACAGUAACGUGUGAAAAAGAUUAUGAUGAACUUCGAUGUAAGAGAGUUGAAAGGGGCAUGCUGGCUUUAGAUCAAAGGAAGAGGAAAACAACAGUGGCCGUUCACGUUUGUGCUGCUGCUGCUUUCAUAUUUGACAAGCCAUGUUGUCUUUGGACCCGCAUGAUAGAUUUCGAAUCAACCCCUAAUCAAUGUUCGGAGAAAAUCUAUAUAUUAUUGUAA
Messenger RNA from Dovyalis caffra, 291 nucleotides. The record is from the annotation of a GenBank genome assembly. Lineage: Eukaryota; Viridiplantae; Streptophyta; Magnoliopsida; Malpighiales; Salicaceae.